This is a messenger RNA of Helobdella robusta, 858 nucleotides long. RefSeq lists its product as hypothetical. The transcript has a single exon. The record is from RefSeq and is a predicted model, not a curated record. Bases 1 to 858 code for a protein of 285 amino acids. Lineage: Eukaryota; Metazoa; Annelida; Clitellata; Rhynchobdellida; Glossiphoniidae.
AUGAAAGAAGUGUUCUCAAAAUUCGAAAUGUAUAGUCAAAGUGAAAUGUUCGUGAAAGUUGGUAUCACGCUUGGCGUCGGUCGUAGCCAUAAAGUAAUAAAAAAAUUGAAAUACAUUUACUCUAAAAUUAAAACGAUUGCUGAUAGUGAGGGAGAAGUUGGUGGUCAAGAAGUAGAUGAAGUUGGGAGUCAAGAAGUAGGUGAAGUUAGUGGUCAAGUGGUAGAUAAAAUUGGUGGUCAAGGUGUGGAUAAAGUUGGUGGUCAAAAGGUAGAUAAAGUCGGUGGUCAGGUGGUAGAUGAAGUUGGUAGUCAGGUGGUAGGUGAAGCUGGUGGUCAAGUGUUAGUUGAAGUCGGUGUUCAAGUGGUUGGUGAAGUUGGUGGUCAAGUGGUAGAUGAAGCUGGUAGUUGUGUAGUAAAUGAAGUUGGUAGUUUGGUGGUAGAUGAAGUUGGUGGUCAAGUGGUAAGUGAAAACGGUAGUCAGAUAAUUGGUGAAGCCGUUGUUCAAGUGGUAGGUGAAGUUGAUGGUCAAGUGGUAGAUAUUGUUGAUUGUCAGAUGGUAGGUAACGUUGGUGGUCAAGUAGUAGGUGAAGUCGGUGGUCAGGUGGUAGAUGAAGUUGGUAGUCAGGUGGUAGAUGAAUUUGGUGGUCAAGUGGUAGGUGAAGUUGGUAGUCAUAUAGUAGGUGAAGCCGGUGUUCAAGACGUGAAUGAAGUUGGGGGUCAAGUGGUAAAUAUUGUCGAUGGUCAGAUGGUAAGUAAUGUUGGUGGUCAAGUAAUAGGUGAAGUCGGUGGUCAGGUGGUAGAAAAAACUGGUGGUCAAGUGGUAGGUGGCCAGGUAAAUGAAGUACUUAAAAAAUUUUAA